AUGGCCCAGGCUCGCCCGGGUGGCAUGCUCUAUGGGCGCCAGUUCGGCAAUGAUACUUGGUCGGACUGGUCUGGAACAAGUACAACGACGAGCUUGGCCGUAGAGGAGGUUUCCACCAGCAGUGCGACAACGCCGACGACGACGACAACCACCACCGCUUUGGCCAUUAGUGCUGUCACCAGUGCUUCCACGACCUCUGCAUCGAACACAACCGGUGAAACCUGGGUUGAUUGGACGAGCUCGUUGACGAGCUCCAUCACGUCCAGCCCUUCUCCGGUUGAUUUAGCUGUCAGCCCGACUGCAGCCAGCAAUGAUACUUGGAGUGAUUGGGAAGCCCCAACAACCACGGUCACGUCGAGCGAGACACCAGUGGUCAGCACCACGGUGGAAGAGUCUACCAUGACCUUGACCUUGGGCGUCGGUAAUUCAGCGUCGGUAGUGACAACCACCAUCCGCAUGAGCAAGACCUUUACCCUCACCAGCACCAUAUAUGCUACCAUAACCAAGCCAUCAAGUGGUUUGGAGGGUGCAACCGCGGUGAACGACGUAGCUGCUGAGACGGCGAUACCUCCCACAACGUCCAUCCUGGAGACUCCCAUCACCGAAACGCUUACCGUUGUGCCUCUACCAACCGGAACGGCAGGCGAAGUUGCUGUUGGUGCAACUGGUUCGGGGUCUGGUGCGUGUGGUGUCGCUUAUGUGACCGUCACGGAGGUGGUACAGAGCACCAUCACCGUCACAGCCAGCCCGACCGAGAUCAAGCCCAUCCAGUCCACGGCACCGAGCUAUUGGUUUAGUAAUGGGACCGAGUCGACAACCGGACAGGAGUUCGCCAGCUCCGGGUUCCUCACGGUGUCCACCUACGCUACCCCUACGGGAUGGAAACCAUGA
Messenger RNA from Capronia coronata CBS 617.96, 891 nucleotides. RefSeq lists its product as uncharacterized. The transcript has a single exon. Lineage: Eukaryota; Fungi; Ascomycota; Eurotiomycetes; Chaetothyriales; Herpotrichiellaceae. Bases 1 to 891 code for a protein of 296 amino acids. The record is from RefSeq and is a predicted model, not a curated record.